This is a messenger RNA of Colletotrichum spaethianum, 294 nucleotides long. RefSeq lists its product as uncharacterized. Lineage: Eukaryota; Fungi; Ascomycota; Sordariomycetes; Glomerellales; Glomerellaceae. The record is from RefSeq and is a predicted model, not a curated record. Bases 1 to 294 code for a protein of 97 amino acids. The transcript has a single exon.
AUGGUCAAGGAGGUCCGCGGUCACCUUGGAAAGGACUCUCGGAAGAUUCUCCCUGGUCCGGCCGAACUCUGGAAGAACCUAAACAUGGUCUCACAUCCUGUUACUGAGUUCGUCGAGAAGAUGGUUGAAGCAUUCGCGCCUCUUUGGAGACCUCUCCCUCUCUACCUGCAGCUCGACCUUACCCCGGAGACCUUUCCUACCUCUUGGCUAGAGGUCCAUAUCCUAGCCCAACAGGCCAUGCAAUUUUGCAUUUUUGAUUUCCUGGGACAGUUGGCGGAGGCUCUUCAGGAGUAG